Nyctereutes procyonoides (raccoon dog) is the source of this 2117-nucleotide messenger RNA. RefSeq names its product solute carrier family 13 member 4 (gene SLC13A4). The coding region runs from base 1 to 1881 and encodes 626 amino acids. The transcript has 16 exons. Gene Ontology annotation, cellular component: membrane. Gene Ontology annotation, biological process: monoatomic anion transmembrane transport. NCBI's taxonomy places the organism in Eukaryota, Metazoa, Chordata, Mammalia, Carnivora, Canidae. Gene Ontology annotation, molecular function: transmembrane transporter activity. The record is from RefSeq and is a predicted model, not a curated record.
AUGGGCCUGCUCAGGGGCCUCCUCGGCGCCAGGAACCUGCUGCUCGUCAUCUUCGUGCCGCUGCUGCUGCUGCCACUGCCGGUGCUCCACCCCAGCAGCGAGGCUGCAUGCGCUUACGUGCUGAUCGUGACCGCCGUGUACUGGGUGUCUGAGGCGGUGCCUCUCGGAGCGGCAGCCCUGGUGCCCGCCUUCCUCUACCCGUUCUUCGGAGUCCUCCGAUCCAGCGAGGUGGCCGCUGAGUACUUCAAGAACACCACGCUGCUGCUGGUGGGCGUCAUCUGCGUGGCGGCUGCCGUGGAGAAGUGGAACCUGCACAAGCGCAUCGCUCUGCGCAUGGUCCUGAUGGCCGGAGCCAAGCCGGGCAUGCUGCUGCUCUGCUUCAUGUGCUGCACCACAAUGCUCUCCAUGUGGCUCUCCAACACGUCCACCACCGCCAUGGUGAUGCCCAUCGUGGAGGCCGUGCUGCAGGAGCUGGUCAGUGCCGAGGAGGAGCAGCUCGUGGCUGGCAACUCCGGCGCCGAAGAGGCCGAGCCCAUCAGUCUUGAUGUAAACAACAGCCCACCCUCUCUGGAACUCAUCUUUGUCAAUGAAGACCCGUCGACUGCAGACUUUGCCUCUCUGAUGCAGAACAAGAACCUGAAUGGUGUGCCCACAGUCACCAACCCAGUCAAAACAGCAAAUCCCCAGGGCAAGAAGCAGCACCGAUCCCAGGAAAAGCCACUAGUCCUGAUCCCCGGCCCCAGGAACCAGGAGCUCAACAGAAAGUACAAGUCCCAGCAUGACCAGAUGAUCUGCAAGUGCCUGUCUCUGAGCAUAUCUUAUGCUGCUACCAUUGGGGGCCUGACCACCAUCAUUGGCACGUCCACCAGCCUCAUUUUCUUGGAACACUUCAACAACCAGUAUCCAGCUGCAGAGGUGGUCAACUUUGGCACCUGGUUCCUCUUCAGCUUUCCCAUCUCCCUCAUCAUGCUGGUGGUCAGCUGGUUCUGGAUGCACUGGCUGUUCCUGGGCUGCAACUUUAGAGAGACCUGCUCUCUAAGCAAGAAGAAGAAGACCAAAAGGGAAGAGCUGUCAGAGAAGAGAAUCCAAGAGGAAUAUGAAAAGCUGGGAGCCAUUAGCUACCCUGAAAUGGUAACUGGAUUUUUCUUCAUCCUGAUGACCGUGCUGUGGUUUACCCGGGAGCCUGGCUUUGUUCCUGGCUGGGAUUCUUUCUUUGAGAAGAAGGGCUACCGCACCGAUGCCACGGUCUCUGUUUUCCUCGGCUUCCUCCUCUUCCUGAUUCCAGCAAAGAAGCCUUGCUUUGGGAAGAAGAGUGAUGGGCAGAGCCAGGAGCCCUCCCUGGGGACAGAGCCCAUCAUCACAUGGAAGGACUUCCAGAAGACCAUGCCCUGGGAGAUUGUCAUUCUGGUGGGAGGAGGCUAUGCUCUGGCCUCUGGCAGCAAGAGCUCUGGCCUCUCCACGUGGAUUGGACACCAGAUGUUGUCUCUGAGUGGCCUCCCACCGUGGGCUGUCACCCUGUUGGCAUGCAUCCUGGUGUCCAUUGUCACAGAGUUUGUGAGCAACCCAGCCACCAUCACCAUCUUCCUGCCCAUCCUAUGCAGCCUGUCUGAAACGCUGCACAUUAAUCCACUCUACACUCUGAUCCCAGUCACCAUGUGCAUCUCCUUUGCAGUGAUGCUGCCUGUGGGCAAUCCCCCCAACGCCAUCGUCUUCAGCUAUGGGCAUUGCCAAAUCAAAGAUAUGGUGAAAGCUGGCCUAGGGGUCAAUGUCAUUGGCCUAGUAAUCGUGAUGGUGGCCAUCAACACAUGGGGAGUUAGCCUCUUCCACUUGGACACUUUUCCAGCCUGGGUAAGGGUCAGUAAUAUCACUGACCAGGCCUAACACAAGUGGGCAAACGGCCCGAGCGAAGGAGCUGCCAAGCAUCUAAGAGGCUGACCAACAGGCCGAGAGCCGCCAGGACGAGCGACCAACUGACACCAGAAGAUCCUGGAAGAUCCUGCUGUCCACCGCCUCAAGUGCAGCAAGCCUCCGACAACCUGAACACAUGCUUGGAUGUUAGUGCCCUCUUCCCUGCCCUCCGUCCUUAGCACCACCCACGUUAGUACCUGUUUUUGCCA